Molecule: messenger RNA, 1797 nt
Organism: Acanthamoeba castellanii str. Neff
Lineage: Eukaryota; Discosea; Longamoebia; Acanthamoebidae
Product: leucine rich repeat domain containing protein
Exons: 8
Coding region: 1-1797 (598 amino acids)
Biological process (GO): SCF-dependent proteasomal ubiquitin-dependent protein catabolic process
Cellular component (GO): SCF ubiquitin ligase complex
Molecular function (GO): protein binding
Source: RefSeq, a predicted model, not a curated record
AUGAAGCUGCCACGUGAAGCCCCGACGCUGACGAAGCUCUGCAUCAAGUCGAUCGCGCUCAACAUCAAUCUGUGGUGCCAGGGCGUGGAGGAGUUCCACCUCGAGCGUUGCCGCUACCUCCUCACCGCCUUUGACGAAUACACGCUGCCCGACCACCUCGCCCUGCAGAUCCUCAACGCCCUCGCCCUGCGCAAGAAGCUCACCCUCUCCAACUUCGUCAUGUUCCUCAACUCGUCCCUGGUCCAGCUUGAUCUGCACGAGUGUGGUGGCUACAUCACCGACCACUUCAUCAGACAGGUGGCCAAGCGAGCCCAGCGCAUUCGCCGGCUCAACCUCGCGACGUGCUUCAAGAUCACCAACCCGGCGGUCCUCGACCUCGCGCGUCGGCUGCGGUGUCUGCAGUCCGUGGACCUGACUGGUUGCAACAAGCUGCAGGACAGCGCUCUCGAGGCCAUUGCCGAAAACACUGGAAUCACAAGCCUCCGUCUCGGUGCGGUGACCAAGCUGGGCGAUAGCGCAUUGCUCCGCGUGGCUGCUCGCCUCGCUGGCUUGGAGGAGCUCGAUCUCACCCACUGCCCGCGCAUCACCGAUCGAUCGGCCACCCAGCUCUUUGACCGCUGCCCGCAGCUCAAGACCCUAAGUCUUGGCGGCUGCUGGGAGGUCAGCGACACUUCAUUCUCGCGCAUCAAGCUGCAGGUCAACUUGGAGCAUCUCGAUGUGGCCGUAUCAUUCAUUGGCAACGCAGGUCUCCAGGCCAUCAAGGGGACCUGCAAGAAGCUCAAAUAUCUCAACCUCGAGGGCUGUGCCAACAUCACAGACGAAGCAUUCCUGGACGACACGCCUUUUGGGGAGCAUCUCGAAACGCUCAACCUCGCUGGGUGCUCGAACAUCACCGCGCGAGGUAUCAUUGGCCUCUUCUUAGACCAGAUUUCGGCGCCCGAAAGUCUGCGCACACUCCACUUGCCGCAAACACUGACCGACGGCGCGUUCAUCUUCAUCACCAACCAGCUGCGGCACGUCGUGUCGUUGAACAUCGAGAGCUGCACGGAGUUGACCGAGAAGGCGUUCAAGUCCUACCCGCUCAUUGCGCUGGAUGAGGUUCGUGCGACUCCUCGGCGCCAGCGGGCUGCGGAUAUCAACAAGAUGAGCGAGGACAUCGAUAGCGGCGAGAUUCCGGGCGAUCUCUGCUUCCCGCUGAUGCCCCGUCUCAAGAAGCUCAACUGCAAGGGCUGCGAGAGUCUGUCCGACGUCGCCCUGGCCUGUUUGGCUGGCGUCGGAGAUGAAGAGAAACACGAGGUGGCGCUGGAGGAGUUGAUCCUGGAGGGCUGCGAGCGGGUCUCCGACGACGGGCUGCACCACCUCAGGCAAUGCGCCAAUCUGCGCGUGCUCGACCUCUCCAAGUGCCUGAACGUCACCCACCUCGGCGUCGAAGACCUCCUGCAGGGCAAGCAGCCGGACAACGAUGACGAGCAGCAACCAGAGCCGAGCAACCACACAACGAAGAAGAAGAAGAACGCGAAGGGAAAGAAGGUGGAGGAGCAACCACGGCUGAUGGUGGAUGAGGAGGGCGAGCUGCCGUGGGUCCUGGUGGGCGCCAAGGCCGGCCAGGCGCUGGCGGCCCAGGCCGCCGGUCAGCGGCGCAAGCGCAACAAGAACCGACGGAAGAGGAAGGGCGGCGGUGCCCAUCAUCGGACGAGCAUCACGCAGCUCAAGAUCGGCGGGUGCACGCAGAUCAGCCGUAUCGAGUGGGAGGAGGCCAAGCAGCACUUCCCCAGCGUCGCCAUCGCCUGGCACUAA